Messenger RNA from Bathycoccus prasinos, 1869 nucleotides. Its product is annotated as monovalent Cation:Proton antiporter-1 family. NCBI's taxonomy places the organism in Eukaryota, Viridiplantae, Chlorophyta, Mamiellophyceae, Mamiellales, Bathycoccaceae. The record is from RefSeq and is a predicted model, not a curated record. Bases 1 to 1869 code for a protein of 622 amino acids. The transcript has 2 exons.
AUGACGACGACUUUGAUGACAACAACAGAAGAAAACAACAAACUGACUUUAUUCGACGCCAUGUGCCGAUUACCAUUGAUUUUGCUCUUCGCUCACGUCGUCGGGAAACGAAUGAAUACGAGCGGUGUCAAAUUCAGCAACAGUAGUGCUUUCGGUGGUUUCAAAGCGUUUAAGAUGCCGCUCGUGACAUCUUACAUAUUCGUCGGGAUUUUAUCCAGCACCUCGUUUUUAAACGUACUGACGCCUUUGGUCGUUCGCGAGUCCUUGUGGUUGGUCGACAACGCGUGUUUAUCCGUCAUCGGCGUAUCGGCGGGCGCGGAGUUAAGCGCGAGGGAUCUGAGAGGAGACGCGAGAAAGAUUAUAGUUUGGACGAUUUCGAUCGCUUUGUUUACGUGGAUGACAGUUUUUACGGCGUUUACGGUCGGGAAGGUUUCCGAUCGCGUUGAGUUUUUAGAGGAUAUGAAUCGGAACGAUUCAGACGACGAUGGCGGCGAAGACGACGAUUCUUCUUUUUUACGGCGGCGGCGAAAGUACUUGCGAGCGUGCGCGAUAGGAUCGUUAAUAGCUACGUUAUCGAUCGCUCGGAGUCCAGCUUCGGCGAUCGCCGUUUUGAGAGAAACCGAAGCGAGAGGACCGUUUUCAAAAUUGGUCGUCUCGGUGACGGUUUUGAAGGACGUUUUGGUCGUCGUUUUGUUCGCUUUGAACAUGGAGAUGAUUGAAUCUUUAGGAUUGAUGGACGUGAGCGUUGGCGGUAGCACUAGUAGUAGAGGCAGUGAUGGUAGUCAAAAUAGUAGUAGUCGUAGUGAGAGUAGCACUGUAGUAUCCUCGUUGAUGAUGGUGAACGAGACGACAGAUAUUAAUCGUGAUCAGACGAGCGCGCUUCUUAGGCAUCUGAUGACGACAAUCGGCGGAGAAGAAACGACGUCGACAAACGAUUAUGAGUACCAGAUGAGAUCGAUUAUUCGCGCGUUAGAACCGGUGGUUUCUGUGUUUGGUUCCUUCGUGUUCGGUUUUUUCGCUGGAGCACCUUUACACUCGGUGUUGCGACGCUUGCCGUCGCCGAGUGUAGCGCAAACGGACGGUGGUGAUCAUCAAGCGGCGCAUGUGAAUGUAAAAACUCGAUUUCGAGCGUUGAUGAGACAAUCGAUGAAACCGCUGUUUACCAUCGUCUACUCGACAACAAUAUUCGUCGUUUCCAAGCGAUUGUUUUUGUUGGAACCGCUGUUAGUGUGCGUGUGUUGUGGGAUAUUUUGCGCCAACAGAGGUAAUUUUUCCUCCGCGGCGACGACGACGAGGACGGCGGCGGACGAGGACGCGGCGAAUAAGUUGGCGCAACAGCAACUCUUCAACACCAUCGGCUCGAAGUCGUUGCACUCGUCCUUGGUCUCGUUACAGCCUUUCGUCAACUUGGUCUUUUUCACGCUCGCCGGAGUGGCGUUGGAAAUGGAACACGUGAUGAGAAGCGCGCAAGCGGCGAUCCUAUUGGUCGCGUUUCGCAUACUCGGUAUUUUCAUCGCGUGCAGAAUCGCCAGUCGUUUACUCCUCUCAUCGGAAACGUCGUCGUUCUCCGGGGGUGGUGAUAAUACUAUCGAGCAACAGCGCAAAGUCGCUUGGAUGGCGCACGUGACCCAAGCCGGCGUCGCGUUAGGUUUGGCGAGAACGUGUUCGGUGAAAUUUUCCGCAACGUGGGGCGAACAAUUCGCCUCCGUCGCGACCGCGAUGAUCGCGCUGAAUUUGUUAAUCGGUCCACCUCUCUUUCGAAUCGCGCUGACCAGAGUCGGCGAAGCUUCUUCGACGGAGGACAACAACAGAGGAGUUACCGUUGUUAUCGUCGACGAUAAAGAAGACGAAGAAAGAGACGAUGAAUAA